Messenger RNA from Cuscuta campestris, 1361 nucleotides. The record is from the annotation of a GenBank genome assembly. Lineage: Eukaryota; Viridiplantae; Streptophyta; Magnoliopsida; Solanales; Convolvulaceae.
GUACGCCGAACCGAAUACAUGGUACACUGUACCGCUUCGUACCGAAUUCGUUACCUCUAGCGAAUUUCUUACCCGUACCGCGUACCCGUACCGAAACGUACCGCGAUUUAUGUGACUAUGGAAUGAACUGAACCCAUCUAAAUUAGCAUUAUCUAAGUAAUUAAGUCUAUUAUUGUUGAAUGUCUUAGGCCGUAGAUGUUUGCAAAAUAUAAUAGUUUAGAAACAAAUUUGGAAACAAAAGUAUCAUUUACUUGAUAGAGUUAUCUGUAUAUCUGUCUCAUACAUACAGGUCUUAUUUGCAAAGAGGAGUUUAUUGCUGAAGAAGGCAAAUGAGCUUUCUACCCUUUGUGAUGGUGAGGUUGUUUUAAUCAUCUUCAAUGGGAGAAACAUCUAUGAAUUUUGUAGCAGGUUAAUGUACUACUCCCUCCGUCCCCCAGUUUUUGUCCACAUUUGAUUUUUGAAACUGUUCAUCUAAGCACUUUGACUCAUCAAAUUCUCUCAAUGUGUAAGCCUAAAUAUAGUCAUGUAUGAUCUUGUUUGAUUUGUCUUAACAUAUAGAUUAUUAAUAUAUAAUUUCUAUAAUUUUUUAAUAUACAAAUAACAAGAUAAAAUGGAUUAAAGAAGUGCAUUGGAUGGUGUGCAAAAAUGAAAGUGGACAAAAACUGGGGGACAGAGAGAGUAUUAUUUAUAUAUUUUUAUUUAUAUUAAUUUAUUUAUUCUUGAUUAUUAAAUCAGAUCUUGAAAUCCUUUUUAUUAAAGAAUUUGUUGGUUUUGUUUUGGGGAUUAGAUCAUACCAUUUUUCAGCAGCCAACAGUUGUCCAGGUUCUUCCAUUUCCAUCUGAUGCUUGUAGCCAUGUCAGGGCAUGGGAGCAAACUUCCACAGGUACAAAGGAGUUACACCGCUCCAAUGUGGAAAACGGGAGGCUAGAUUGGGUCAAUUCCUUGGGAAGAAGCCAAUGAUGAAGCUACCCUAUCGGUCAUCAGAAUCUUGCAACCUGCAAAUCCAUCUGCUUUAUUUUUACCCUAUCAAUCCCAUUUGGUGGAUUCAAGCCUCAAAAGCCAUGAUGGACUUGCCUGUGAUAUUAAAUUUUACAGCAACACAAACUCACAAAGGAUUCAACAUUGUUAGGGUAACACCAAUAACUGGCUAUGUGAACACUUGAAAUGUUAGUGUAGGUCUCUUUAGCUUCUUAGGGCAACACCCAUAUGCUUUAAGUUGUAAAGAUGCCUCUCUAUUUCACCGUUUAGAUAGUGAGGCAUCAAAUUCUUAUCUCAUUUCACUCAACUCAGCUCAAAUUUUACCUUAUACAAAUGUUCUGCCCCUACACACACCUAACAUACAAUAACAAACUACAAAUAUU